Messenger RNA from Fusarium proliferatum ET1, 1530 nucleotides. RefSeq lists its product as uncharacterized. Gene Ontology annotation, molecular function: monooxygenase activity; oxidoreductase activity, acting on paired donors, with incorporation or reduction of molecular oxygen; heme binding. The coding region runs from base 1 to 1530 and encodes 509 amino acids. NCBI's taxonomy places the organism in Eukaryota, Fungi, Ascomycota, Sordariomycetes, Hypocreales, Nectriaceae. The transcript has 2 exons. The record is from RefSeq and is a predicted model, not a curated record.
AUGCAUUAUCUCAGCUUCGUCUUAGAACAGCCUAUUGUUCUAUCAGCAACACUCCUUUUAUUUCUCUAUGUAUUGGGAAAGAAAUCACCAAAGCCCACGCGCAAUGGCAAACCUCUCAGAAAACCUCCAAACUCACUGCCACUGGUAGGGAAUGGCAUCAUAUUCCUUCAGCCUCGCCAACAUCUUUUUUCCUGGUUCCACCGCUGUGAGCGCCUGUAUGGUUACGAGACUCUCCAUAUCACUGUUCCUACUCUCCCGCCAGGUGUCAUUGUCAACAGCCCCCAGAACCUAGAGUUCAUCUUCCGCCAUGAGGGAAUCUUUGAAAAGGGAGACUUCUUCAAACAGCGAUCUUGGGACUUAUUCGGCCAUGGCAUCAUCAACGUGGACGGCGAGUUCUGGCGUCUGCAGCGCAAGGCUGGUCUACGGUUCCUCUCAGCAGCUGCCUUGAAGACUCUGACGAGUGACCGAUUACCAGAGUACCUAGAACAAGCCAUCCGCGUCCUCAAGGGAAAAGAAGCUGGGAGAGAUGUAGUGGACUUACAGGCCGUGAUCCACGAAGUGACGACGCAGCUGAUGGGACGAAUGGCAUACAACAUGGAGAUGCACGCUGACGAUAAUUUUACCGUUGCUUUUGAGCAUGCCUCAGGGGCCACAGCCGAAAGGUUCCAGAAUCCACUAUGGUUUAUGACAGAAAUGUUCUUUGGAACUCGAAUGCGACGUUCUAUCCGAACUGUCAAGGCCUAUGGGCAGCGGAUCGUCAAGAGUGCAGUGGCUGAUCGCGAAGAAAUGGAGGGAAAGACUCAGUCCGAUGCGCCAGGAAGUCUCAUUCAGUCUUUAUUGGAUGCAAUUGGCGACGACGAUCUUGUAGCAGAUGCUGCACUGAACUAUCUUUCGGCAGGGAGAGAUACCGUUGCUCAGGCACUUACGUGGACGCUAUAUUUACUCAUGAAGCACCCCGAAGUGACCAGCAAGCUAUGCCAGUCGAUCCAAGACCUACGAGAUGAAAUCAGAGACCAAGAUCACUCUGAGAACGACCCCGAUCUUCUAACCCCGGUACGACUCCCCUACGUGCUAGCAGUCUUCUACGAAACCCUCCGCCUUCGACCUCCCAUCCCCUUCGAGAUCAAACAAGCUCAACAAGAAACAAUCCUUCCCGACGGAACAUUCCUCCCAAAAGGUGCUGUCGUGCUAUGGUGUGCUUGGGCAAUGGGCCGCUCUCACACAACUUGGGGUCCUGAUGCAGAUGAGUUUCGCCCAGAGCGAUGGCUAACUACGUCUCCAUCUGGUGAUGUGACAGUCAUGCAGCGUUCAGCAGCUGAGUUUCCUGUCUUCAAUGGUGGACCUCGGGUGUGUCUAGGGAAGAAAAUGGCAGAGUUGGUUGCUGUACAGACAUUGGCUAGGUUGGUACCUCUAUUUGACUUCAGACCUGCUUUCGUAGGCGAGAGAGUGAGCAAGAGUAGUUUGACUCUUCCGAUGGAGGGUGGUUUGCUGGUGUAUGUGCAUGCUCGAACGACCUCCGACAUAUUGUAG